GGCAGGUGGUUUGUCUGUGCAAAUCGAAUACAUAGAAACUGGGGCUGCUGGGCCACGCUCGAACAGGCGACCCUGGUAGGGAUCCAUCCAUCACAGGAACCAUUUGCAGAGAUGCAGAGGACGAAGAGCAAGGGGAUCCAGGAUCAGCGGGGACCAACGCUGCCACCCCAUUUGCCCCCCAUUGCCAAAAACAACCAUGAGGUAAAAUUGGCGCUGGCUGGCUGGGCAGCGCUGGCACUCAAUGGUGCCCUAAUAAAAGUACAAGAGAUCUGCCGUUCCCAUGAUACCCUCCCUUCCUCUUUUCUUUCCUCACGAAACGACCCUGUUGAUGUCGAUGCCGUGACGUGAAAGCAUCUCUCCAGCUUUCGUCCUUGUUUUCUGCGUAUCCAAACCACCGCUUCACUCUUUUAGCGGGCACUCGUUUUCACGAUAUCACGAAAAUAAACAAACAGCCAUACAAUUUAAAUUCGCGCAACCGUCAAGGUCAAUUGGAGUUUAGUUCUAAGGAAUUUCAACAAGUAAUAAUGAAGGCAACUAUCGCGGUCGCCGCUGCUGCGGCCCUGACCGGUGUCAACGCCGUCAGCGUUCACCACCGACACGCUCGCGCCCACGAUGCGUUCCGCGCCCUCGAGAAGAAGGCUGACAACGCCACCUGCGGAUGUACUACCAUCUACAGCACCUACUAUGGUGAAGCCACUCUCUCGUUCCCUCCGGUCCCCCCCACGACUUCUGCUACGGCUACGGCUGUGGCUACUCCCUCUUCCUCCUCCGUCCCUCCGCCGCCGCCAGCUACGACUAGCUCGACCGCCGUGCUCGUCCCGACGCCAAUUCCCCAGACUGUCUCGACCACGGGUGUCUACACCUUCCCUGCUACCACCGUAACUCUGACCGACUCGACUACGGUCGUUGUUCCCUCCACGACCGCUGUCCCCAGUGGUACUCACACCCUCGGUGGUGUUACCACCAUCGUCACGACCGAGACUACGGUUACCUGCCCGUACGCUACUGUUUCCACCAGCGAAGGCGUCACUACCAGCGUCAUUGAGACCACGACUUACGUCUGCCCGUCUGCUGGUACUUACACCAUUGCUCCCAUCACGACUACGGUCGACAAGUCCACCAUUGUGACCGUCCCCUCCGUCACCAACUUCCCCCCUGGAACCUACACUCAGCCUGAGGUUGUCACCACUGUCACUGAGACCAACACCGUUAUCUACUGCCCGUUCGACACUCCUACUCCUAGCGUCUCGACCACUCCCAUCCAGGUCCCGACCUCGGUCCCCGUUGCCGUUCCCACCUCAGUUGUCGUUCCCACCACCUCUAUUGUUCCCGAGCUUCCCAUCACCUCUAUUAUUCCCACCAUUUCUAUCCCCCAGGUUUCCAGCAUCUCUGUUCCUGAGGUUUCCACCUCCGUGCCCGAGGUUCCCAAGUCCAGCUCGUACCCUGCUUCUACUCCCUCUUCUUCCACUUCUACGCCUAAGCCCAGCGGUACUCUCGGUGGACCGGCAGGCCAGCCAUGGGGUAUCUCGUACACUCCUUACGAGACUAGCCAGCAGGGUGGAUGCAAGAGCGCCAGCCAGGUCGAGGAGGACAUUGCUGCUAUUGCCGCUGCCGGUAUCGAGGCCGUCCGUGUCUACUCCACUGACUGCGACACCCUCCCCAACGUUGGUGGCGCUUGCGAGAAGCACGGCCUGAAGAUGAUCCUCGGUAUCUUCAUCGACUCCCCUGGCUGUGAUGCCCAGAACCCCACCGUUUCUGAGCAGAUCAGCGCCAUCAAGGACUGGGCCAAGUGGGAACUUGUUGACCUUAUCUCUGUCGGUAACGAGGCUGUCUUCCACGGUUACUGCGAACCUGCUGAGCUUGCUUCCCUCAUCACCAAGUGCAAGGGCGAGUUCACCGGUUACACCGGCCAGUACACUACCGCCGAGACUGUUAACAUCUGGCAACAGAGUGACUUCUCUUCUGCUAUCUGCGGUGUCGUCGAUGUUGCUGGUGCCAAUGCGCACGCUUUCUUCAACACCCAGACCGUUGCCUCUCAGGCUGGUGAGUUCGUCAAGGGCCAGCUCGACAUCGUCAGCAACAUCUGCGAUAACGUCUCUGGUAUCAUUCUUGAGACUGGUUGGCCCUCGGCCGGUGUGACUAUGGGUCUUGCCGUUCCCGGUGUAGCCGAGCAAGCCGUGGCCAUCAAGAGCAUUGUCAAGGAGUGCGGUGACAAGGCUGUCAUGUUCAGCUACUCCUCCGACGCCUGGAAAGACCCCAACACUGCCUGCCAGUGCGAGCCUCACUUCGGUGUCGCCGCUGCUCUUGGCAUUAGCAUCAGCAUAUAAGUUGCCUUUUAAACUCGCGCACUAACGGCGUUAUAUUGUACAUUGUUACGUCUUUAUCCAAACGGGUUGCAACAUAGACGCUUUUGGCUACGGAGAAGUAUAUGACUAGGCUACCGUCAGGGCGGUUCGGUUGUUGUAUAUCCGGAGGAUGCGUAUCCGUAGUUCCCUUUGUAAUAAGAGCGAUGUCUAGGGUUGGACUGGCGGCGCAAGGAAAGCGAUAGAUGUAUUUCUUGAGAGUAGCUCAAUCCUAGGUGUCAAUACCUCGGCCCGUUCCGAAUGUAGGGUCUGAUUCAUAAUGUUGUAAUCUACUAGUAACUAUCUAUUAUUGGAUAACACUGUUUGUCUUUAUUAUUUACGGCGUCUUUUGUGGUAUGCUUUUUGAAGGUGGAUGGAUUUUUGAAAUAUUAGAGUGACUACCUAAAUUUUGUGAAGCUUCGUUCUAUUAUAUCUCAUUGUAUUUAGUGUUGAAUUAUGGAGUCUUCAGUGUUCC
Messenger RNA from Daldinia vernicosa, 2817 nucleotides. Its product is annotated as glycoside hydrolase family 17 protein. Gene Ontology annotation, cellular component: extracellular region; cell surface; fungal-type cell wall. The coding region runs from base 525 to 2327 and encodes 600 amino acids. Lineage: Eukaryota; Fungi; Ascomycota; Sordariomycetes; Xylariales; Hypoxylaceae. Gene Ontology annotation, biological process: cell wall organization. Gene Ontology annotation, molecular function: 1,3-beta-glucanosyltransferase activity; glucan endo-1,3-beta-D-glucosidase activity. The record is from RefSeq and is a predicted model, not a curated record. The transcript is spliced from 2 exons.